Molecule: messenger RNA, 5217 nt
Organism: Schistosoma guineensis
Lineage: Eukaryota; Metazoa; Platyhelminthes; Trematoda; Strigeidida; Schistosomatidae
Source: the annotation of a GenBank genome assembly
CAUACUGGGAGAUUUAAAAGUGUCCCGUGAUUGCGCACUUUUCGACUGGUUCGUAGCUGUUUUGUAUUUCUUCACUUUCCUCAUCCAACUUAACAAAUGUUUAACUGAAUAAUCCUUGAAUAAAUGUAUAUCCUCAAGCCACACUGCUUUCAGAACGUGAUAAAAAUCUUUCUAGCAUGGCGCAUCUUUUGACCGCAGACAAAUUGGCUGAGAUCAAAAAUUAUGAGGAGCAAAUGUUUGAUUACUUUUCCCACUACUCAGCGAAGCUUCGCGAGUGGUACGCAAAUGGUGGUGACAAGUCCGAAGAUUACAAGGCUCAGUAUGACAAACUUACGGAGGAGUACUACAGAUACCUUAAGUAUAUCCAACGUUUAAGAAGCAUGACAACAGUGGGAUAUGACGUCUCCCAUCAAGUUUCAGUCGAAGCUAGCACCCUUCAAAACAUCCAACGUCAAACUACUGAUAGUGUUCCAAACUCAAACACAACCUAUUCGGCAUCUGCUGCUGCCGACUACACUCGUUACUAUCAGAAUAUGAUUAGUUAUUUUGGAAAACUUUUGGAGUCUGUUCAGCAAAAUGAUCCUGAGUUCAAUGAGAGCUCCGAUGAGGAGAAUAAAGACAAAGAGAAAAUAAAACCAGAUGGGACUGUGGAUCUCGAUAAUGCAGUUUCAGAAGAAAAGAAGGCCCUCCCGGAAAACUCAGAGGUGCUGGAUCCUUGUUCUGACCCGAACGCCGUAAUGAAGGAAUAUUUUGACCGUUAUGUUAAAGCUGGAGAUUGGGAUUGGGCGUCUUGGAAUAAUUACCUUAGUUGGAUCGCUCGUACCAAUCCUCAGUGGUAUGAAAUAUUUGUGAAUUUAAGCCGAGGACUCGGCAUAGAUUGGGAUGACAUGUAUAAAAAAUGGGUCAGUUCGGUGUCAGGGGAUUCCAGUUGCAAUAAAAAUGCACCUACGUCUUAUUGUGAGUUAAAAUUAUUGUACUUAUGGUUUCUAUCUUUAAGGGAGUGACUAUCAUCUAAAUGUGGUUUGAGUACUCAAAUUGUUAUAUUGAUCUCAAAGGUACAUUUUAUAUGAGUAACCUGAGAAUUUAGUCCACCAAUAUGGAAAUUCGCCGACAUGAUUUUUUUGUGCUGCUUUACGAUUACCACAGGAUACUGUCUCAAGAAACAGGUUUUAACAUCUGAGACAUACGUUAUGUAUGCUUCUCCUUUACGAAGGUAUCCAAAUGUCACUAGAAUCAGCUGCAGAUGAUCAACAGUCAGUAUUUUUGGCUGUUGUUGAGAUGGGUUUUUAAAAAUAAAUAUUCAGUGUCCGAAAUGCCCGAGUUCCAGGUCUUUGGUUGAGUCACCAUACUGUUGUAUGAAAUGUUGUUUACCUUAUUAAUUUGUUCAUUAAAGGCAAUAUUGUCUUGAAUCCUUACUGUUUAUUUACUAAAGACUGAUGCUCCCCUACCAAAAUAAGUUAAUCCAUAUCGAACACAGUUUAUAGUGAUUUCCUUACACCAAGUACAAUCCAUCUAGAUAUCACUGACCUAAUACUGGCAGUAUAAUAAACUGAGUUAUUCUACUAAAGAUCUGUUAUCCCAGGUUUCCUACUGACAGUUUCUACCAACUUGCUUCUCGUACUUAAGUGUUCUUUACGUAAACAUUUUGCUCAUUUGUAAUACCAUUUCAAAUAAAAUGAUAACUGAUCAAUACUUGUUUUUACUAGUUUUCAACCGCUGAUGUUCUGUGUCUAAUCAUUUGAGCCAUUUUUUAUGGAUUAAAAAGUAUAUUUCGUAUAUCCACAAACCCUUAAAAUUUACAUUAAUCGUUCUUGUGUCUCAUAUGUAACUUGAAGCUUAUGAAACGAUAGAACUUUGUAGCUCAGGGAUAGAAUUCGCAAACUGUUGUGUUUUCUAAGCUAGAUGGUUUAAUCGUUUGAAAUCCAGAAUGCCCCACAAUUUUUCUUGUCAUUCUUUCACCUGACUGUAUUAUGCUGCUAUAAGUUGUUUGAAAGAUCUCCCAUUUAACGAAUUCGUAGUAGAUAUCCAAAUGGGCUGCUUAACAUUAUACUCUUCGAUCAGUCAGUGUUAACCUUUAGCCAGUAUCGAACUUUGAGAUGAUAUAUCGAUUAGUGAUCAAAAAAACCAAACCAUCCAAUUUCUAGCUUAAAUACAUCAGUUACUUUUAUUUGUUUAUUAUAACCAUGAUGCCAUUUGUCGCAAAGUUACGUAAAUUAUUGCUCAAGUUUCUUAUAACCCAACUCAAGGCUUUUGUUUUAUCAUUUUCUCUCGGAAAUUUUAAGUGACUUUGCUUUUAAUUCAUUUUAGAUUCAGGUGACCAGAACUUUUCCCUUGCAAACUACCUUGGAUUAGGGUCCACUAAUAUACCAACUGUUUGUAAACAAAAUGUUGGAAAUGAUGACAAUGAUGACAGUGAAGGCUCGCAGCACUAUUGUGCAACUUGCAAACAAGAUUUUGGUACCGAGCGUGCGUUCAUGUUACACAUACGUGGUCUGACACAUACUCAAAGGACUCUUCAGUCUAGUGGAAUAAAUUCAUUUGACUCCAGUGUUUUAGAGGAGAACUGGGAAGUAAAACAUCACGAAUGGUUGAAAUCUCAGUAUUUAAAUGAACUUAAUUCUAUUGUUGGAUUAUCUGGAUCAUUUUACUGUGAGUUGUGUGAAGUGGAAUUCCCAUCUCACAAAGCUCUUGGUUCACAUCUUAAUGGACGUCGGCAUCGAGAAAAUGUUUUUAUUUUUGAGUCAACUGGAGAUCGUUCUUUGUUGAAGGGUAAACGUCAGGCUCAAGUAAAAGUUACUGCCAAGAUACAACCAUUUCUUGAUGUGUGUACUCAACCUCUAAUAGGACUCAAUUAUAUGAUCGAGUAUCAGUUACGGGAACUGGAUGAAUGUCUGUAUAUUUGUAGUCUCUGCAAUCAGUGGUUACCAAAAAAGUCAGUGAUAAAUCACCUGUGUAGUAUUAUCCAUCGGAAAACAUAUCUUAACACAUAUUACUUACCUCUGUUCAGAAUUAUUGACCGGGAUUAUAGUGAUAAAUCACUUCAAGCUUGUCGACUGGAGGUUUAUGCUCGUAAGAUAGAAGAUUUUGAAGGAAGGAAACGUCUUAUUAUCAAAGAACAUUCUGUAGCAGAUCUUGAUCUGCAAAGCGAAAUUAUACGUCUUAUUCAAGAACACAAUGAAGCACGUCUUUUAAAAGAGAAGUGUCAAAAUUCGCCUCCGCGUACUUGUGAGCACUCCGCUUCUAAUACUCCCGUUUCGGGAGACCUUGAAGAAGGAGAAAUAAGAGAAGAUUCUUCUGAUGAAGAAACAAAUACUGCAGAAGUGAGCUCUCCAGAUUCUGAUUCAAGUUUUUAUGCACGUUACAAUGUUAUCAUGAGAUCAAUCGAUAAAAAAAGAAACAGUGUUACCGAUGUUGACACAAGCAAUUCAAACAGAAAGUCUCAAUUUCUUAUGGAUACUAUUAUAUCAGAAAACAAGGAUAUACAACUGAACGGAGAAUUUGUAGAGGAUAUAACAAUCACAGAUGAGGAUUGUGAAAAAUAUAUUCAAGAGCUAGAACAUGAAGGCUUACUGCAAUUAAAAGCAUCUAAUUCAAGCGGUAAAUUACGACGAGACUCUUCUUACACUGACCAGUUCACAAAGGAAGCUGAUUGGGUUUUAGAAAAGUUAAAAACUUUGAAGAGUAGACAUGAAGAAAACCUUCGACAAACAGCAGCAGAUGUAUCCGCUACAGCAAGAAUUCAGGCUAACAAAUUAUCAAAUACUGAAAAUUCUCCAGUUCAACAUUGCUUUUUUAUACAUGAUUUGUCUUACAAUCAUUAUUAUAAAUCAAGAAGAUUUGAAAAAGGCUUAAUUCUCCCACCCCUUGGAACUCCAGUAGGCCCUUCAGUUCCUAUGUACAAGAAUUACAACUACCCCAUUCCUCCUAACACUGGGAGCUUAAAUGAACGUAAUGCUAAUGCAGGAGAGAAUAGCACUCGAAUAGCUUUAUCCAGCAGUGCAUUUAAUGUAAUAUUAUCAGCUAUUGAUGCUCUCAAAUCUUCCGGGCAGUUACCUAGGGGUCUAAAUCCAACGUUAAAAGAAAAGAAUAUCAAUGUAACUGAGAUUAAAAAUUCCAAUCAGCAGAUUACUAACAGAGAUAAUCAGCAAUAUAUAUCUCCUGGUUAUAAUCAAAUAUCAGGAAUUGAAGAUCCAGUACACAAUGCUUCCGUAGGUUCGACUGUAAACAAUACACCUUUGAUUACGAAAAUGGAGCAUCCUAACCCCUCUCAUCACCUGAACGUCUCAAGACCUGUUUAUGCUCCCGUGCCAAUAAACAGAGAAGGACUGAAUAAUAUCCCAAAUUCGCCUCAAAGAGGUGCUGAGUGUCACAAAAAUCAAGUCGUUUCAACGUCAUUUAAUCGGCAUGCGCAAAAUAAUCCUUCUUUAAAGUCACUUAUUAACCCAUAUGAACCACAAAAUAUAAUGCACCAACCAGCACCAGAUAACCUUACAAAUGAUGAGAAAAUAUUCGACGCGUACACCAUAUUUUCAAGACGCUGUGAACUUAAAAAAGCUCAAAAGCAGAACUGGAUAAAAACCCCAAGAUAUUUCAGGCGUGGAAUGAGGGGUGAAGUUAACCAGGGUUCAGGCACAAACUCCCAAUUCCACAAUCCAGCUGGAAGACGACUAUCUGCUAUUGCUGAUUUUCUAGGUGUUAAUGAACCACCUACCGAGAGAAAACGAGUUCCUACUUCAAACCACUUAGAAUCGCAUCCGGCCAGUACUUUACCUUACCAUUCGUAUUCCUCAAACACCUUUCAAUAUCCUUCAACUCUAAAUAAUCAUACAUCUUUUUCUCAACCUGUAUGCCCUCCCGUGUAUGCUAAUCAGUCUACUAACCAUAAAACCCCUUCGAUUCCACUCAAUCUAAUGAAUUUGCCCAGAUCAUUACCACCAUAUGCCACUCCUAAUUCGUAUACACCCACAAACCCACAUACCAAUAGUUCUUUUUGGCCUGUUCAUCUCAACCUUGAUUCAUCCGUACCAAGUGCCUCACAGUCAUUACAGUACUAUAAUUCUUCGUUUCUUCCUACAUUCAAGUAACUUCAUUUCAUUUGAUUUAUUUGGAGCGUCUACCCAGUGAUACUUAAACGGAUUAAGAACUUUGUAUAUAAACUAGUCACUAAAAAUGUUACGUAGCCAUGUACAUAGAAUUGAAUACAUUUUUAUCGAUUUG